Messenger RNA from Orbicella faveolata, 933 nucleotides. RefSeq lists its product as uncharacterized. The record is from RefSeq and is a predicted model, not a curated record. Lineage: Eukaryota; Metazoa; Cnidaria; Anthozoa; Scleractinia; Merulinidae. Gene Ontology annotation, molecular function: protein binding.
AUGGAACAACGGGGAUCAAAAGUUUUAGAGCAUCAGCAGCAAGAAACACGAACCGACGGUAAACUUGAAAGCGCUUGUAAAAGCCAGGGUAAUUGCAAACAAGCUGUCGCAAAAAACAUACGACAUCUUCCCAUUGCCAACAAAUUCAGCUACGAGGCAAGAGAAAAAGAUACCUGUGGUACUCGUGGCAGGAAUUAUCACCGUCUCGAGUAUUUUAAGCAAGUAAACAAUCACCUCCAACAACGUCUCACCAUUACUGAAGAUGUGGGUGAUAGGGGAGAAGAACGACGUGCCUAUGCCAACCUUGGAAAUGCUUAUCAAGGAGUCACUGAUUUUAAAAUAGCCAUAAGUUACCACGAGCAAGAUCUCAGCAUUGCUGAAGGAAUUGGUAACCGUGCAAAAGAAGGACGUGCCUAUGCCAACAGUGGAAACGCUUAUAAAGGAAAUGGUGAUUUUAAACAAGCCAUAAACUACCACGAACAAGAUCUCAGCAUUGCUAAAGAAAGGAGUAACCGUGCAGGAAAAGCAUGCGCCUAUUGCAAUCUUGCUAAUACAUGUGACAGUCUUGGCGAUUUUAAACAAGCCAUAGAGCACUACGAGCAAUAUCUCACCAUUGCUAGAGAUGUGAACGACAGGGCAGGAGAAGAAGGUGCCUUUGCCAACCUUGGCAAUGCUUAUCAAGGUCUCGAAGAUUUUAAACAAGCCAUAAAGUACCACGAGCAACAACUCACCGCAGCUAAAGAAGUGGGUGACAGGGCAGGAGAAGGAGGGGCCUAUGGUACCCUUGGCAAUGCUUAUUGCAGUAUCGGCGAUUUUAAACAAGCCAUAAAGUACAACAAGCAACGUCUCACCAUUACUAAAGAAGUGGGUGACAGGGCAGGAGAAGGACGUGCCUAUGGUAACCUUGGCAAUGCUUAUCAAGUAUUAGACUAG